GCUUCCUGGGUCAGAAGCAGCCGCUGCUAGCUCCAUUGUGAGCUGAGCGACCCGCAUUAACCCCACUCUGCCGACCCCAGCCCCUGAGCCGGAGCCUGCAGGCUGCAGAAUAACGUCCGGAUUGGGAAAUGGCUGCUGUGGAACCAGCUCAGCAGGACCAGGCGCAAUGGGAGAUCGCCAUGGCUGGGAUGUGGGGCGAACCCCGUGCCUUGGGGCAAGGGCGUUGUGGGAUCCCCGUCCAGCAUCCCAAGAGGGAGGAGAGCGAGGCUGAGGAGCAGAGCCCUGUCUGGCCCUUGUCCCCACGGACGCCGUCCCAGUCCUGGCUGGGAUGCUCGGAGGGGGAAGAUUCUCCAUUGAGGAUGGCGCAGACACCUCCCCGGUCUCGAGACGGGGCAGACACUGCUGGCCUUGAGCGGGCGGUGCCGUCCCGUGACUGGCCUCAUGGGGACGAGGUUCCUUCGUUCACCCGGGAGGCACCUGAGACCUGCGGCUCCCUGGGGACAGGCCCCACCAGGGGCUGUGCCGAGGGCAAGGCGGCCAUUUCAGAGCAGGCCAGCGAGGAAGCCCAUCGGUUGCAGUUCCGCUCAGGGGCUGCCCGGCCCGGAGAAGCUCCCCAGGAGAUGCUAGCUCGGCUCAGCCGGGCUGCUUGGCUCUGGCUGCGGCCUGGGGAGCGCACCAAGGAGCAGAUCGUGGACGUCGUCGUGCGGGAUCAGUUCCUGGGGGCGCUGCGGGCGGACGUGCGGGCCUGGGUGACAGCGAGGGAGCCCCGCAGCAGCGAGGAGGCGGCUGCGCUGGCUGAAGCCUGCCUGGGGCAAGGGGAGUCGACCCAGCCUGCUCAGGGGGCGGUGACCUUCGAGGAGGUGGCUGUGUAUUUCACGGAGGAGGAGUGGGCUGUGCUGGACCCCAGUCAGAGAGCCCUCUACAGGGACGUCAUGCAGGAGAAUUACGAGAGUGUGACCUCGCUGGGUAAGAGAUUCCUUGUUCCCUUGGGUAUUAGAAGCUUUCUCUCCACAAAUAUCACGUUCAGUGCUUAACCCCUCAGAGUAACACUUCACUAUUAAUUUCUCUCGCUCUUCGACUUUCCUCCCGCUCUUUUCGGGUGGAAAAGGACAGGCAGGAGAAAGUAGAACUCUGGCAGAAGGUGGCAAUUCCACACAAUUUCUAAACUAAAGAUUUAUUUUUUUUAAUUUCUGUUCUUCUCAAAAAAGAAUUACCAUUUCAAAAUAUUUUCUAAAAAUGGAAUUGAAAGCUAAACUGUUUUGCAAAUGAAAUAAUUUUCAACCAAAUCUCAUUUUCUGAAGAGAAGUCUUUUGUGUUGAAAGUUUCAUUCCCUGCUACAGCCCGGAAUCUGGCCUAAGUGGUUUGAUAUUAGUGCUGUGCCUGGGUCACCUGGCGUGUGCAGAUCCCAGCAUCUUCUCCAGGGGGCAAAGCAUGUCCGACUCUUCCGAAGGGUCUCCCAUGUCCAUCUGCCAAUGCCACGCCCCACAGCGUAGGGGAGGGGCCGGGUUAUGUCAUGGAACUUUCUUUGUAACAAACAUUCCACGAACCAUUCAUUCACCCCCCAUCCCACCAUGGUCUUUCCCCCUUAGAAGGAUUUU
Molecule: messenger RNA, 1598 nt
Organism: Terrapene triunguis (Three-toed box turtle)
Lineage: Eukaryota; Metazoa; Chordata; Testudines; Emydidae
Product: neurotrophin receptor-interacting factor homolog
Exons: 4
Coding region: 129-1034 (301 amino acids)
Biological process (GO): regulation of DNA-templated transcription
Source: RefSeq, a predicted model, not a curated record